AUGGCAGAGAGCGCAGAUGCUUCCGACUUUCCAAGUACACCACUUAUUUUGCGUGAUGCGUCAGAGGACACGCCGGUCACGAGAGCUGAAUUUCGGCAGGUAGUCUGCCUGCUUACCCAGCUAAGUAAUUCGUUAAAGAGCAAAGAAAGCAACUCCAAUUUUGUUUCUGGAGUUGCAGGUAACCAAUUACAAGAGUUUGGGGAGAACAACACGGGAAUGGAACUUAACAGUGAAGUACAUACUUCAAACGCUAAUGUACAUUCAAACACUAUGGGACAUACAAGUGGAACUAUCGCUAAGAAUGGAUUAUCUCUUCAGCAGCAGGGUGCGGCCAAAGCUGUGGACAACAAUUUAAAAGCAUUUAAUUUUGGGGCAUGGACAAGCAAAACGUUUACAUUUCAACCAGGUCUGGACAUGAUUCAACUCAUGAUUAAGGACUAUGAAAAGAAAAUAGAUGAUUUGUUACAUGAACUGAAUGAUUUAAAUGAUUCCAUUGUUUCUGAUAUGCAUUUUCCUAGAGUAAAAAAAGAUUAUGACAAUGUGUUUUUUGAUGUUGAUCAGCACUGUAUUAAAAUUAUGGAUAGAAAGAUUAGAAAGUUGGAAAGGGACCUGAAUGACUACAAAAAUGGGGUGGCUUAUCAGACACUUGCCAAAGGAGGGUGGUUCAACAAACAGAGUAACAGUAAGGGGGCUAACAAAAUUGCAUACAAUCAUGACAAUGCACCUCCCUUGGAUGAACCACCAAGACGUAGUGAACGUUUGGCACAGAAACAGGGAAACAAUAACAGUACAAGCAAUGGGAGCAGAGAAUGGAGCAUUUCCUGGAGUCAGCAGCCAUCACUAGGAGUAUCUGUUUCACGUUAUCCUACAGCGAACCUGCAGCACUCUGUUCAAACUCUGAAGGGCUCCGACAAGCAUCCUGUUAUACCUGUAGCACAGCUUCAUCCAGGAUACACCUGCAACAUGAACUCUGAAUGUGACCAAAGUUCUAUAGUACAACAAAGUCCAUUAGUACACCAGAGAGCUAACAAAGAAAAGAAACCAUAUAAAUGUCCUGAAUGCAAUAAGUGUUUCAGAAAAAGGAGGACUCUGGUAAUACAUGAAAGGAUUCACACAGGAGUGAGACCAUAUAAAUGUCCUGAAUGCAGCAAGUGUUUCAAACAAUGUAGUCAUCUAACAGCGCACAAAAGGAGUCACACUGAGAGAGCAUAUAAAUGUCCUGAAUGCAGCAAGUGUUUCAGAGAAAGACGAGAUCUAGUAAUCCAUGAAAGGAUUCACACGGGGGAGAGACCAUAUAAAUGUUCUGAAUGCAGCAAGGGUUUCACAAGAACUAGUAGCCUCAGAGUGCAUCUGUUAGUUCACAAAGAAAAGAAAUCAUAUAAAUGCCCUGAAUGCAAUAAGUGUUACAGACAUAGGGGGACUCUAGUAAUACAUGAAAGAACUCAUACAGGGGAGAGACCAUAUAAAUGUCCUGAAUGCAGCAAGAGUUUCACAACAACUAGUAACCUUAGAGUGCAUCUGUUAGUUCACAAAGAAAAGAAACCAUAUAAAUGUCCUGAAUGCAAUAAGUGUUUCAGACAAAGGGGGAAUCUAGUAAUACAUGAAAGGACUCACAUGGUAGAGAAACCAUAUAAAUGUGCUGAAUGCAGCAAGGGUUUCACAACAACUAGUAGCCUUAGACUUCAUCUAUUAGUUCACAAAGAAAAGAACUGUAUAAAUGUCCUGAAUGCAAUAAGUGUUUCAGACAAAGGGGGACUCUAGUAAUACAUGAAAGGAUUCACACAGGGGAGAGACCAUAUAAAUGUCUUGAAUGCAGUAAGUGUUUCAGACAAAGGGGGGGGGGUUGUAGUAAUGCAUAAAAGGAUUCACACGGGGGAGAGACCAUAUAAAUGUUCUGAAGACAAUAAGUGCUUUAACCAAAGGGCAAAUCUAGUAAAACAUGAAAGGACUCACACAGGGGAAAGCAAACUAAAGAUUUGGAGAAAUUAAAAAAAGGGAAAGCAACCUUUAAAGAAUGAAAACUGCAGCACCAGGAAAACAUCAGUUUGGGACAAGAAUGUGAUGUAAAAGAACUUUAUCAGGAGGGAGUAUAUAAAUACUUUGGAAUUGAUGAAGGAUCAGCAAUAAAACAUGAACAAAUGCGAGUAAAACUUAGCAAGGAGUACUUUAGAAGAGUGGAUAGAUGAACAAGUCAGCAAGCGAAGGAGAUCAGUGGUGCUGAAGUUGAAUUCAUCCUCAAGUCUUGGCGAGUACUUUUGCAAGGUGGACCCUGUAUUUUUGCAAAAUCUCACCAAGGUGACACUGAUAUAUAGACUGUAUUUAUAUAGCAUAUAUCAUGGACAGAAGUAAGUCAAAAAGAAAAAAAAGAUAGCUGGGCGCACAAGUCCCAGAAUAAAAAGUGCUCAAUCCUGGUAGGGACACUGGUGCCAGGAUGGGAAAAUGUCAAUGUAGAAUCCUCAAAAUCCAGAAACCUUCCUACAGUGGGGCUAGGCCAAGCCCAAGGGGCAGAUGUCCCCCUGUUGCAGAAAGAAGUAGCUGUCCACAAAAACUGAUAGGCCAAAGAAGAGCCAUAAAGAUGAUAGAGUGGGCUAUUGAGGAUAAGAAAGAAAUUACG
This is a messenger RNA of Protopterus annectens (West African lungfish), 2614 nucleotides long. RefSeq names its product zinc finger protein 79-like. Gene Ontology annotation, biological process: regulation of transcription by RNA polymerase II. Gene Ontology annotation, molecular function: DNA-binding transcription factor activity; RNA polymerase II cis-regulatory region sequence-specific DNA binding. NCBI's taxonomy places the organism in Eukaryota, Metazoa, Chordata, Ceratodontiformes, Protopteridae. The coding region runs from base 1 to 1761 and encodes 586 amino acids. The record is from RefSeq and is a predicted model, not a curated record. The transcript has 4 exons.